Molecule: messenger RNA, 644 nt
Organism: Lolium perenne
Lineage: Eukaryota; Viridiplantae; Streptophyta; Magnoliopsida; Poales; Poaceae
Product: ricin B-like lectin R40G3
Source: RefSeq, a predicted model, not a curated record
AUGGGUGACGUACGGUUUCGUUUGGGCUUCAAGGACAUGAGGCACAGCACCAGCAUCAAGGACGAGGAGGGGUACCCUGCCUUCGCCCUGGUGAACAAGGCCACAGGGGAGGCCAUCAAGCACUCCCUUGGCCAGUCCCACGCUGUUCGGCUUGUGCCGUACAACCCUGACUUCCUGGACGAGUCGGUGCUGUGGACGGAGAGCCGGGACGUGGGCAACGGCUUCCGGUGCGUGCGCAUGGUGAACAACAUCUACCUCAACUUCGACGCCCUCAACGGCGACAAGUACCACGGCGGCGUCCGCGACGGCACCGAGGUCGUGCUCUGGAAGUGGUGCGAGGGCGACAACCAGCGCUGGAAGAUCCAGCCUUACUACUGAUGGAACCACUGAAUAUGACUGAACCAGUCAUGCUUGGUCCGCACGGAGCAUACGUAUUACUGCAGAGCGAUGCCUCCCUACACUGAAGAAUAACGGAGCCGUCGUCUACUGCCUUCCGAUGAUGCGAUCCACGCUGAUGAUAUACAGAAGGUCGGAUGACAAGAGCUCGUGUGCGGGCACCAGACGCUGGCUGUUGUGCUUGUACGUGUAAUGAUAAUAAGUUAAUAGUAUGUCAAUAAAGUAACUUUGAGUGUGAUUCCUUCAAA